This is a messenger RNA of Echinostoma caproni, 912 nucleotides long. Lineage: Eukaryota; Metazoa; Platyhelminthes; Trematoda; Plagiorchiida; Echinostomatidae. The record is from the annotation of a GenBank genome assembly.
AUGAGUACUCAAAAACUUCAAGGAACUUACAUAGGCCGCACAAAAGUGCGUGGCACAGAUUACCUCACCGAUGGUCUCGCUUUGUCCGUACUGAACCGGCAGUUGGAGAAGAAAUCCCGUGGAGAUCGAGUCAAAUUCACGGAAGAUUCCAUUUAUUUCCCCGACUCCGAUGGUUAUAACGGUCAAUAUGAUCAAGAGAUCCCGUACGAUUCAAUUCGUAAGAUGUACACAUUCAACCAGAGACCGGAAGUUCUGAUGGUUUGCUCAGACGGAUACUAUGAUGAUUCACGAAUCUAUCACAGUUUCUAUCUCCAUAAUGCUGAUGAAGUCCGGCGUGCUCGUAAGGUUAUAUCGGGCGGUUACUACGAUACACGAUCAAGAUCCCGUUCGAUGGGUUACAGUGUGGCAUCUCGACCUCCUAGAACGAGCAUACUUCGCUACGAAGCUGAGAGGCCGGGUACGGCAGCGUUCUAUGAACCGGCACAGUAUCGAGUGGUGUCCAGGACCUAUCGUACCCAAUCACGUUCACCAUCACCGAUCUACGUAGAAAGGACCAAUAAUACUACACCAGUGGUGGAACGUGUCGAAACCAUUCCAGUUGUUGAGCGCGUGAUUCCCGCGAAGACUCCAUCGCCAGUCUACGUACAACCAGUUUCUACCGUUGAAAGGAUUGCACCAACCUACACAAAACCGCAAGAAGUGUAUGUGACCGAGGCCCCCGCUGAAUCAGUUGUGUAUAAACGGGUUAGCAGACCAGAAGGCUCAGUGAGGACACAAUACGUGACUCGACCGUCAACGACCUAUACGAAUCCCAGAUCCACCAGUGCAUCGAGAUAUUACAUGGAUGAUGACGUGACGGAUCGAGAGAUCGUGUUAAAGCGUGUUUCACGAGUAGUACCGAAUUCGAAAUAA